AUGUCAUCUUCGUCUUCUACAAAUCCGUCGACGAUGCUUAAACCGGAGAUCGGACCUGACGGUCUUCCUCGAGAAGCUCCUGUCAUUGCCUACACCGAGAAGGAAAAUUAUUCGAAGAUCCGUGAUGUAGAGCGAGAGCUGGGGAAUCUUACGUUAGAGAUGAAACUAACAGCCGGACCUAAGAAAGCAGCACUUGAACACUUGAGGAGGAAAAUAGAAAUGUCGACGGAAAGAAUUCGUGCUGCCAAGUUGAAGGAAGAGGAAGCACGGAAGGCCUUGGAAGCAGCAACGAAAGUUGUGAAGGAAGAGGAAGAAAUUAAGCAGAAGUUGUGUGAAGACUUAAAUCAGCUGGUUCAAGAAAGCAGUAGCUCUCAGUUUUCUAGACUUGAGGAAUUAAAAAGACGACUGGAAGCCUUAAACCCAAGUAGAGCAUCUAUAUCUUCUCUUCCUUCUCAUGCAGUGAAUGGUUAUUGUUAUGUUCGUGGUGUUGAAGAUGAUGAUAAACAGGCUAAGAAACAGCAUCUGAUACUAGGGAUCAAGAAAUUUGAUGGGAAACCAAUGGGACCUGCACCAAACAGCCCAGCUCAAGAUGCCUCAAUUCCCCUUUCAACAGCACCUGGUGCUGGAGUUGCUAAAAAUGCACCUAAUGAAGCAAAUGGGGGAAACGUCCAAGUCCCGAAUGGGCAAAAUCAACUGCCGAACGUUGAGGCAGAAGGAAGAGGAAAGAAGAAAGUCCAUUUCCAAGGAAAGGGAAGGGGAAUUGGGGCUGUUCCCAAGGGUAGAGGAUCUGGCCAGCCUGGCUGGACUGGGGCAGGAUUUGAUGUGGACGGUAGAAGUUAG
Dovyalis caffra is the source of this 840-nucleotide messenger RNA. NCBI's taxonomy places the organism in Eukaryota, Viridiplantae, Streptophyta, Magnoliopsida, Malpighiales, Salicaceae. The record is from the annotation of a GenBank genome assembly.